Megalops cyprinoides (Indo-Pacific tarpon) is the source of this 4111-nucleotide messenger RNA. Its product is annotated as carboxypeptidase N subunit 2-like. The transcript has 4 exons. Bases 65 to 2869 code for a protein of 934 amino acids. The record is from RefSeq and is a predicted model, not a curated record. Lineage: Eukaryota; Metazoa; Chordata; Actinopteri; Elopiformes; Megalopidae. Gene Ontology annotation, cellular component: plasma membrane. Gene Ontology annotation, molecular function: protein binding.
CAGACUGUAUCUGGCUGAGAAGUCUGCAGGCUGAGCAGAACGACACGAGUCUCCCGGCUCAGACAUGGGGGUGCAAAUGGUUGUGGCCACAUGCCUCUGCCUGCUCCCUGCCUUGUUCUGCACUGUCGCACGAGGCUGCCCGUCACAGUGCCACUGUGAGGAAUCGAGCAGGGUGCAGUGUCAGGGGAGCGACAUCACUGAGUUCCCUGCCCACAUACCAGCCAACACCAGCUACCUCUACAUCAGCAACACCAACAUCUCCUCUUUGAAUUCCAGCGACUUUGAAAACUUUUCUCAUUCGCUCAGGACUUUGAACAUAAGCAAUUCUGGCAUAGAGGAGAUAUCUCAUGGCACAUUUGAGGGCACUCACCACCUUGAGGUCCUGAGUCUGAUGGGAACUGACCUGCAAAGCCUACCGGCGCACCUGUUCAGCAACCUGGGGCGUCUGGAGAUGCUUCUGCUGAACAGGAACAAAAUCAGUGUGCUUCCAGGGGGGUUGUUGCAGGGGCUCAAACAGCUGAGGUCUCUGGACCUCUCCCAGAAUGCUCUGACAGAGAUCCCAGAUGGCAUUUUUGAUGACCUGCUGAACCUGGAAUCGCUCUUUCUUCAAGGAAAUCAGAUUAAGCACCUCCCACGGGAAGUGUUUUCCAAGCUGCAGAAACUGCAGGUGCUGUAUCUCUCCGAAAAUCAGCUGUCCACAUUGCCCAAAGGUAUCUUCUCCCUGCACACCCAAAACCACACGCGCUUCCCUGUGGGCCUUCCCAUGCUGCAAAACAUCUCCCUGCAGCACAACCACCUGCGCUCCCUCCCCAAGGAGCUGCUUCAAGGCCUGCCCGCCCUGCGUCACCUCAACCUCCACAACAACUCCCUGCCGAACCUGCCCCGAGGGCUGCUGUCCUCGCUGGAGUCCGCCCAGGAGGUGGUCCUCACCCAGAACCCCUGGAGGUGCGACGAGGACAUCGUCCCGCUCCAAAACUGGCUGCGCCACCACCUGUCCAAGGUGCCCGACGCCAGCAGCGUGGUGUGCCUGGGUACCCCUCGGCUCAGCAGCAUCAGUAUUGCUAACGUCUCCAGUCACGACUUAGACCCCGCACCGGGCAAAGGGCAGGCCGUCUCCCCGGACACCCUCCGCUUCGCCGUCAGUUUAGUCGCCACUAUUGUCAUCAGCAUCUUCAUCAUCAGCGUGUGGUGGAGGAGGAUUAAGAAGACGCCUUUCCCACCAGACCAAACCGCAGAGCACGCCUUUCUCAUGGAGCUGGGACAAAAAAUGAUGAGCAGGCGCUUUUGUGCAGCUUUGCUUGUCUUGCUGCAGCUGUGUUACCAUGGGGACAGUUGCCCUGCGCGAUGCCAGUGCUUCACUCCAGCUCGGGUGUUCUGCUCUGACGAGCGGCUCACCGAGGUGCCCCGCAACCUCUCCUCGGAGGUGAGGGAGCUGGUCAUCAUGACGACGGGCAUCAUGUACGUGCGCCCCAGCGACUUCUCUGAGGGCUCCAGGCUCACCAAGCUGGUUUUCCUCAACAACCUGCUCCAAGGUGUGUCCCGGGCGGCCUUCGAUAAGCUCAGCCACCUAACGGAGCUGGAGAUUAGCGGAAACCACAAGCUGCUGGAGCUUGGCUCAGGGUGCCUGAGAGAACUGAGCAACCUGACCACACUGCUGCUCAACCACAACCACUUCCGCGCCCUGGGGAUCGGUAUGUUCAACGCCCUGCGGAAACUGGAGACCCUCCAGCUGAAGGGCAACGUCAUCGUCAGCCUCCCCGGAGACCUGUUCCAGCACCUCCACCGGCUCCGCCUUUUGGACCUGUCCCUGAACAUGAUCUCCUCGGUGGGGCGGCACCUUUUCCGCGGGCUGGGCCAGCUGGAGACCCUCAGGCUGAGCUACAACCUCAUCUCCGACCUGUCGCCCGAGGCGUUCGACGGUGUGCCCCGUCUGAGGGAGCUGUAUCUCCAGGGCAACAAGAUCGCCGACAUCCCGCCGACCCUCCUGUCCCGGCUCAGCCAACUGAGGGAGCUCAAUCUCCGAGGUAACGCGAUCAAGGACCUCGCUGCCGUCAGCUUCCCGCCCAGCCUGAGGAAGCUGAACCUGGAGAGCAACCAAAUCUCCAGCCUGUCGCCGGCCACGUUCCAGCGUCUACCUCUCCUGUCCCAGCUGUUCCUGUCCAAAAACCAGCUUUCCGUCCUUCCCGAGGACGUGUUCAAAAACCUAACGGCCCUACAGAACCUGGACUUGGCUGAAAACUUAAUCACCACCCUGCCGAAGGCCAUUUUCACUGGCCUGUCAAAGCUCACUGUGUUGCACCUGCAGAAGAACAACAUCAGCUCACUGGAGGGGCUGUCCUUCGAGGACCAGGACGAAAUGGACCAGCUGUACCUGUCCGACAACGCCCUGCAGAGCGUGCCUGAGGGUUUCUUUGACCCCUUUUUGGCCCACAAUAUCAUUCGCCUCCACGGCAACCCCUGGGUCUGCGACUGCCGCUUGCUCUACCUGCACGACUGGCUGUCGUUCGGGGCCCAGAUGGUGCAGGAAGUCCCUAAGAUGCUCUGUGAGGCACCCGCGAUGCUGAGAGGCCAGGGCGUGCUCUCGCUGAAGAGGGAGCAGCUGACGUGUGUGGGAAACUCCAGCUACGCCCUCCCGGCCACUCCCACCCGCUCCGAACAUCAGCCGGAGCAGACCCCGCCCUCUGGCAGCUGCGUUGUCCAGGAAACUGAUGGUGUCAUCUCGGUGCAGUGCACACUGACAAAUUUCACCCAGGCUAAACUCGAUGUGCAGUAUCGCGACGAGGCAGGGGAUCGCAUAAGCCUCGCCAUGGCGCAUGCAUGUCCAGAGUCCACCCAGUGCAUUAAUGCAACUGCAACCCUCACGCUUUAAAUGCUUCUGUUGUAGCAUUUAGUCUUCCUCUGCAUCCAGAGUACCAGUGGACUUUGUAAUUCAACAUUUGACCAUCAGGGGCACUGCUGGCUUGUCAUGAAUGCGGCAGUUUUUAUGGUAAGGAAGGGAUGAAUUCAUUCUUAUGGGUCACAGCAAAAAGUGAAAAAAGUAAAGGUAAUAAAUAAGCAAACCAAGGUGAUGGGGUGUCAUAUCAGUGUUGGACAUCGCACCUACUCCUUGUCUCUCUCAGAACAGAAAUACAGUGUUGUAUUAUGUACUGCAUUGUCCUAAGAAGAAUACAUGGCCCUGGUUUUCUGUCCACGGAGGGAGAGAAUGGCAGACUCUUGUCUAUGACAUGCUCUGGGCUUCAUUAUCUUGCUGAAGUGCACAAUAUGCCCUCCAGGAUUCGCCACACUAGGAAUCAUCAACAUAAACACAACCAGGAGGUUGCGGGUUCAAAUGCGGGGGUGGGGCACUGCUGUUGAAAUCUUGGAUAAGGUGCACGAAUCAGACUGGUCCAGUAAAUAUCCUGCUCUGUAAAUGGUUAGUUGUUAAUCAUUACAUAUCACAAUCACAUAAUGUAAUCAUUAACCCGUCUUGAAGUUUGACUAUCCGCACUUCAGUCUUUUCCCAGUAGAUGACACUAGUUCACUAUGAAAUGCAGGCACCUGAGAAUUAAGAGUUUAAUCAUCUAUUUAUCUCUCCAUUUAAAAUCAGACAGUUAUAUAUAUAUAUAUGUAUAUAUAUUCAAUAUGUAUAUCUUCACAGUGUUUCCGUGACACCAGAGAUGUUUCUAGCAGAGAUUUCUGUCUGUGCUGCAGCUGAUACAUGGCAUCCCACAUUUGUGAAAGAUGAACAAAAACACAACAAUUUGCUUUUUUCCCAGCAGUAAAGUUCAAUUCCCAGGAUUCCCUCAGGCCUUUUAAAAAUCCUCAAAUCUGGCUCAAACAGGAAAGCCAUAGACCAUAGUCCAAAGGAUAAACCAUAGGACAAGCAGAUUCUAACAAAUUCCUACCAGGAGGGAUACCAUUGCACACAAGGGAAAGCCAAAUAAAUCAUUUAGUGCAGAGGGAUCAACAGUUUAUUAUACAAUGUAUUCAAAAUCCUCUGAGAAAUGAUCAUGUAUUCACAUGCACAGAAACCUGGGAGUUGCAAAGGCACCUGACAUCUCUGUUACAAGAAAGCACUGGUUGAUCACAGUUUGUUGUAUUAAAAAAAUAAAAUAAAUACUGUGCUGAAGAA